UCCCAGAAAACUCUCGCUAUGCUCCAGCUGUUGACAUUCCUGAUAGAGAAGCUGUCCCUUCUCUCCAACUUUAAACUUUUUGACUCCAAAUGGUCGGCUGAUGAGCACCAAGAGCGCGCGACGCAGCGAGUCCACUCGUCCGCCUUCAGGAGAGGAGACCUGCUGGAAGUCCCGAGAACCUUGUUUACCCACUUUGGCAUCUAUUUAGGUGACAACAAAGUCGCUCACCUGAUCCCCGACAUCCUGCCUGUAUUUACAAAUGACAAGAAGCGAAUCAGUACAGUUGUCACUAAUAAAAGGCUCAUCUUUGGCUGCAUGUAUAGGUGUGCCACGGUGCGCGUGGACACAGUGGAGGACUUUGCAUAUGGCUCCAACAUAAUAGUAAACUAUAUGGACAAGAUGAUCAAGACAGAGGCAUUCCCGAAUGAGGAUGUCGCUAAGAGAGCCGAGAAACUCAUCGGAGCAAUCCCGUACAGUCUGCUGUGGAAUAACUGUGAGCACUUUGUGACAUACUGCAGAUACGGAGCGGCAGCAAGUCAGCAAACUGAGAAGUUUUGUCAGUGCUUGAAAUCGAUCAUCCGAGACCAGCGGAGCUUUGUUGUUACAUUUCUUCUUGGGAUGAUCUCCAUCGUGCAUUUUGGCAUGGCACCUGCAACUACAUUACCCACAAUUCUUAUCCCCUUCACCCUGUGGAUGGCUGGUUAAAGGUUCUCAGCACAUAAACAUGAACUUUAAUUUGACAUAAACAGUCACUUGAAAUUUUUCAUGAUGGUGCUUCUUGUGCGCUCCAUGUUAUGCCACACAAAAUGCCCGGCAUUCAUAAGCAUGUUGUCAUUUGUAGUGCACAGCAGGCUGACAUGGCCUUGUAUUUUGACAUGCCUCAGUAAGCAGCGGUACUACACAGCUGAAGAUUUUACUCUCAUAAACUACUGAGGGCUACUGAUGCAACAGAAUGUUAAAUUUGUGUAGCAGAAAUACUGUUUUUAAUUUGUUUUUUGUCGAACAUUUACACUCACCACUCAAGUCAAUAACGGUACAUUGACUUUAAGGAAACCUUUUUUAGCCAUAAUGUGAAAUAGGUAUAUUCCAGUUUAACGCUUGAGUGCUAUAUUUAAUGCAAAUGUGCCUUUAAAAUAAAAUAAUAAAUCUGCCAUUUUGUACUUAGUUGCCAAUGUUGUAAAUAAGAUAAAUGUUUAAUAAACUUUUUAUAUGUA
This is a messenger RNA of Myripristis murdjan (pinecone soldierfish), 1214 nucleotides long. RefSeq names its product lecithin retinol acyltransferase a (gene lrata). Gene Ontology annotation, molecular function: phosphatidylcholine-retinol O-acyltransferase activity. Lineage: Eukaryota; Metazoa; Chordata; Actinopteri; Holocentriformes; Holocentridae. Gene Ontology annotation, biological process: retinol metabolic process; vitamin A metabolic process. The record is from RefSeq and is a predicted model, not a curated record. Gene Ontology annotation, cellular component: rough endoplasmic reticulum. The transcript is spliced from 2 exons. The coding region runs from base 19 to 705 and encodes 228 amino acids.